CUAGCAGAACGUCUUAGACCUACCUCUCUGUCGACAUUCGUCGGGCAGACAGACCUCGUCGGGCAAGGCAGCCUGUUGCGUUCGAUGCUAGAUCCAGGAAACUCCUCAGCAUCUUCUUCAACCGCAUCGUUCGGUAGUAUCAUCCUCUGGGGCCCUCCAGGUUGUGGAAAGACGACGAUGGCCAGGCUGAUCGCGAACAAGGCCGAUGCAGACUUCCGAGAACUUUCCGCUACGAGCUCAGGAUCGGCGGAUGUAAGAAAAGUCUUUGAACAGGCUAGGAAUCAGUUGAAGUUGCUCGGGAGGCGGACGGUCUUGUUUAUCGAUGAAAUACAUCGAUUUACGAAACCCCAACAGGAUUUGUUCUUGCCGUUUGUGGAAACGGGUUCGGUAACGCUGAUCGGGGCUACUACAGAGAAUCCAAGCUUCAAAGUCAAUGGAGCUCUGUUGAGUCGAUGUCGAGUGUUUACGCUCAACAAGCUAUCUCCACCCGAACUCGAGCAGAUCCUGAAGAACGCACUCGACUCAUAUCCUCCACCUCUCCCUCGGAUCCCACCUACACUACUGGCAUUUCUCGCUGAGGUAUCUGAUGGCGAUGCUCGGCAAGCUCUGAAUAGCCUAGAGUUGGCAAUGAGCGUGUGCCUGCAAAAAGAUCGAGGACGGUCGAGUGUAGACGAGGAAGACCUUCAAGGCGAAGCCGAUGGAGAGAGCGAAGCCAAAGCUAAAGCCGAAGCGAAAGCAAAAGCCGUUACUGACGCUGAGGACGAAGAAUUGAUGAGCGCGAUCAAGCGGGGUCUACGGAAAGGCUACGAUCGGACGGGAGAAGAACGUUAUGACAUGAUCAGCGCUUUACACAAGUCGAUAAGAGGGUCGGACGGUUCCGCUGCGUUAUAUUGGCUAGCUCGCAUGUUGGAGGGAGGAGAGGAUCCGUUGUAUAUCGCUCGACGGCUUGUUGUAGUCGCGAGCGAGGACGUCGGCUUAGCAGAUCCUCAUGGAUUGCCUCUCGCAAUGGCGACUCAUCAAGCUUGCCAGGUGAUCGGUAUGCCGGAAUGCAGGCUAAAUCUGGCGCACUGCGUAGCGUAUCUGAGCGAGGCGGAAAAGUCGACCAGGGCAUAUCAGGCAUGUGGCAAAGCCGUAGCGCUCGCCCAUGAGACACCAUUACCGGACGUACCGUUACAGAUCCGGAACGCGCCUACGAAUUUGAUGAAAACGCUGGGAUACGGGAAGCACUACAGCUAUAAUCCGGAAUACAAACACCCCGUGCACAACGAAUACCUGCCUGCAGAACUACAAGACCGGUCGACGUUUGGCUCGGACAGUCUGUUACAAACGGAAGACCAGUAUCGGAAAGGCAAAGACAAGACUUGGGACGAGAGCAAGUUGCUGGACUGGGAGUGGAAGCAGAACAAGGGCAAGGACUGGGAGGGACGGAAGGGAGGAGCAGGGUGA
This is a messenger RNA of Filobasidium floriforme, 1446 nucleotides long. RefSeq names its product DNA polymerase III, clamp loader complex, gamma/delta/delta subunit. Gene Ontology annotation, molecular function: ATP binding; enzyme activator activity; single-stranded DNA helicase activity. NCBI's taxonomy places the organism in Eukaryota, Fungi, Basidiomycota, Tremellomycetes, Filobasidiales, Filobasidiaceae. The transcript has 10 exons. Gene Ontology annotation, biological process: regulation of DNA repair; DNA-templated DNA replication. The annotation marks the transcript as partial. The record is from RefSeq and is a predicted model, not a curated record. Gene Ontology annotation, cellular component: nucleus.